AUGGUCAUCCCAAGGUAUCUCUCCAGAGUAACAUCUCCUCCUUACCGAAAGCCCGCAUUCCAAGCUGCACUCAACAGUAGUCGCACCUGGUGGUUCAAACAGAUGGCCUCCACUAAUGCUCCCGCACCAUGGCAUGCUGCCUACCCUUCUCCUCGUAACAAAACGCCUGCGGCUAUGAUGCGCCAGGAUAUGUUGGAUAUGAUCAAGAACAGCAACAACAUAGCUGGAAGGAACUACGUUCUAGUUGAUCUCCGCAGAACAGAUCACGAGGUAUCAUCUGAGAGAGUCGGCGGUACGAUUCGCGGGUCUAUUAAUCUACCGGCACAGAGCCUCUACCCCACCAUACCGACGCUUUACAGCUUGUUCAAAGCGGCUGGAGUACACAAAAUCAUCUGGUACUGCUCAUCCUCCCGAGGCAGAGGUUCUCGGGCAGCUGGAUGGUUCAAAGACCAUAUCGACGACCAAAGCGACAGCGAUAUGGAGAGCUUGAUACUGUUUGAAGGCAUCAGCGGAUGGGCCAAAGCUGGCGGAGAGUUUGUAGAGUGGAUUGAUGAGUACGAUGCGGCUGUGUGGGAGAACAAGUAG
Molecule: messenger RNA, 585 nt
Organism: Clonostachys rhizophaga
Lineage: Eukaryota; Fungi; Ascomycota; Sordariomycetes; Hypocreales; Bionectriaceae
Source: the annotation of a GenBank genome assembly